CUAAAUCUGUGACUGAAUAUUCACACACUGCAUGUGGUUUAUUACAGAUUCCUUACGAUGUUUCGCAUUUUGCUUCUUUGUUCGUCUUUUUUCCCGUCUCUCAAAAAGAUGAGUCGGGCUGUGUCGAGUGCAAGCGCCCUUAUUGCUCGAGUCAUGACGUUUCAGUAACUUGACUUGACUCACAGGCGUUGCAUGUGCCAACCGUACACACGUCUGCAUUUGGCACCACCUCGGAUCCCAGGAGGCAAUCUUGUGUUGGUUUCUCUCGAUCGGAGCUUGACAUUUCCUGUUUUUGUUAGCCCACGUCAGAGUGAAAGUUCGUUCGUCUCUGCAGAGCCACAUUGCAUUAACGGCUCCUCUAAUGCUGAAUGCUGCGGGUAGUCCGCACCGCACAGCCUACGGUCAGUACACGCUGGCACUACGAGACUUGGCCUAAAGGGGGCGCCCAAAAUGAGUCAGGAACCACUGGAGUCCGAAAGGGACUCUGGUCAGGAUGUGUCCGACUUCAACUGGGACGACUACCUCGAGGAGAGCGGGGCCACGUCCGUGCCUCAUCAUGCCUUCAAGCAUGUGGACCAGGGCCUGCAGACGGGCCUGGCGCCAGGCAUGAAGCUGGAGGUGUGUGUGCGCGCGGAGGCCGACAGCCCCUACUGGGUGGCCACCAUCAUCACCACCUGCGGCCAGCUGCUGCUGCUGCGCUACGAGGGUUACCAGGACGACCGGCGCGCCGACUUCUGGUGUGACAUCAUGACCGCCGACCUCCACCCGCUGGGCUGGAGCCGCCAGCAGGGCAAGACCAUGAGGGCCCCUGAAGGGGUGCGUGAGAAGCACCAGGACUGGCAAGUCUUGCUGGAGACGGCCAUUGCUGAGGAGGGCAGCGCACCUGCCAACCUGCUGGAAAUGCCCCAGCGCGGUAAGGACCCGAUGGAGCUGCUGUGCGCCGGCUGCUACGUGGAGCUCCAGGACACCAGUGACCCUGGCCUGGCCUGGGCGGCCGAGGUGGAGGAGAACGUGGGCGGGAGGCUGAAGCUGCGGCCGCUGGGCACUGAGGGGCUGGCCGACACGCCCUCCACCCUCUGGCUCUACUACCUCCACCCCCGCCUCCACCCGCCCGGCUGGGCCCAGGAGCACGGCUGCACCCUCAGGCCCGCCCAAGAUCUGCUGGCCCUGCAGACAGCAGAGGAGUGGGAGGUGGUGAGGCAGCGGAUACAGGAGCUGCCACAAGAUGAUGCUCUGGAUGAGGUGUUUCCCAAGGACCAGACUCCCAUCACGGCUCACAGUUUUAAGGAAGGCAUGAAACUGGAGGCUGUCGACCCGACUGCUCCCAUCUCCAUCAGUCCGGCUACUGUCACCAAGGUGUUUGACGAGCUCUACUUCCUGGUGAAGAUGGACGACCUCUGCGGUAUGGACGAGGGCGACGGUGGCGGCCGUUCCUUCCUGCGCCACAGAGAGAGUCCCGGGAUCUUCCCAGUGCAGUGGAGCCUCAAAAACGGACUGCCCCUCUGCCCGCCCCGAGGCUACCAGGGGCAGGACUUCGACUGGGCCGACUACCUGAAGCAGAGUGAGGCAGAGGCGGCUCCACAGCACUGCUUCUCCGCGACGUUGUUCACCAGCCAAGAGCCGACGGAGCACAGCUUCAAAGUGGCCAUGAAGCUGGAGGCGGUCAACCCUCUGUCACCCGAGAAUAUUCACGUGGCCACGGUCAGCAAGGUCAAAGGGCAAUACAUCUGGCUCAACCUAGAAGGGCUGAAGCAGCCCAUGCCAGAGGUGGUCGUCCAUGUAGACUCCAUGGACAUCUUCCCCGUCAGCUGGUGUGAGACCAACGGCUAUCCUCUGGUCUACCCCAUCAAGCCCCCAGUGGAGAAACAGAGGAAAGUUGCAGUGGUGCAGCCAGAGAAACACAGAUCUCAACCCAAGUCCUCCGCACCUGACUCUGAGAGGCAGCCAACGGGCAGCCAAUCAGAACUAGGUGAGGGAUGUCGCUCCAUCAGAGGGCAGGGGAACGGGAAGUACUGCUGUCCAAAGAUCUACUUCAACCACCGCUGCUUCUCCGGGCCCUACCUCAACAAGGGCCGCAUCGCAGAGCUGCCCCAGUUCAUCGGGCCUGGCAACUGUGUCCUGGUGCUGAAAGAGGUGCUGACCCUGCUGAUCAACUCAGCCUACAAGCCCAGCCGCGUGCUGCGGGAGCUGCAGCUGGACCAGGAGGGCCGCUGGCAAGGUCACGGAGAGACGCUGAAAGCCAAGUACAAAGGAAAGAGCUACCGGGCCACUGUGGAGAUAGUGCGCACUUCUGACCGCGUGGCAGAGUUCUGCAGGAAAACCUGCAUCAAACUGGAGUGCUGCCCUAACCUGUUUGGACCACGGAUGGUUCUGGACCGCUGCUCGGAGAACUGCUCCGUACUCACCAAGACCAAAUACACGUAUUAUUACGGCAAGAAGAAGAGUAGGCGGGUGGGCCGGCCUCCCGGGGGUCACUCCAACCUUGAAGGAGGGGCGAAGAGGAGAGGAAGGAGGAGGAAGAGGAGGAACGGCCUCUUCGUGCACAAGAAGAGGCGUUCUUCAGCCUCGUUGGACAACACGCCCGCCGGGUCUUUGCAGGGCAGCGGAGAUGAGGAGGACCUGGACGAAGACGAGUCCCUGAGCGAGGACUCUGGCUCGGAGGUGCAGGACGAGCUUCAGGAUGACUCUGAGUACUCGGUGGGGAAGUCCCUCCCCGCCACGCCCUCCCCCUCGCCGCCAGCCACACCCCGGCCCACGCGGCGCCGGCGGAAGCCCUGCUCACCGUCCUUCUCCGAUGACGAAAACCGCCCGCCGUCACCCAAGAUCGCCAAGACGGAGCCGCCACAGAAGCUGUGUUUGGACACCAGCCCCCUGGAGUGGAGCGUCCCAGAUGUGGUGCGGUUCAUCAGGACCACCGACUGUGCCCCUCUCGCCCGCAUCUUCUUGGACCAGGAGAUUGACGGACAGGCGCUACUCCUGCUCAACCUGCCAACAGUCCAGGAGUGCAUGGACCUGAAGCUGGGACCAGCCAUUAAGCUCUGCCACCACAUCGAGAGGGUGAAGCUAGCGUUCUAUCAGCAAUUUGCCACCUAGC
This is a messenger RNA of Gadus chalcogrammus (walleye pollock), 3094 nucleotides long. RefSeq names its product Scm like with four mbt domains 1 (gene sfmbt1). Gene Ontology annotation, molecular function: transcription corepressor activity; histone binding. Gene Ontology annotation, biological process: regulation of DNA-templated transcription. Lineage: Eukaryota; Metazoa; Chordata; Actinopteri; Gadiformes; Gadidae. The transcript is spliced from 21 exons. Bases 451 to 3093 code for a protein of 880 amino acids. Gene Ontology annotation, cellular component: nucleus. The record is from RefSeq and is a predicted model, not a curated record.